AUGAUUGCAAAACUAGACAGUGUGCUUUUGCCUCAGAAAAAGUUCAUCUACCACUACAAGAACAUGCGCUGGGCAAAGGGCCGCCACGAAACCUACCUGUGCUUUGCUGUGAAGAGGCGAGUGGGGCCAGACUCCAUGACCUUUGACUUUGGACACCUUCGUAAUCGAAAUGGCUGCCAUGUAGAGCUGCUGUUUCUGCGCUACCUGGGGGCCUUGUGCCCUGGAGUCUGGGGUAGUGGGGAGGGACACCAGAGGCUCAGCUACUCCAUCACUUGGUUCUGCUCCUGGUCUCCCUGCGCAAAUUGCUCCGUCACUGUGUCGCAGUUCCUCAGGCGGAUGCCCAACCUUCGGCUCAGGAUCUUCGUGGCCCGCCUCUACUUCUGCGACAUGGAGGACAGCCGCGAGCGAGAGGGCCUACGGAUGCUGCAGGAAGCAGGAGUCCAAGUCACAGUCAUGAGUUACAAAGACUACUAUUACUGCUGGCAGACAUUUGUGGAUCGUAAGAAAAGCACUUUCAAGGCCUGGGAAGACCUGCAUCAAAACUCAGUCAGACUGUCCAGGAAACUCAAUCGCAUUCUCCAGCCUGAGAUAGAUCUAAGGGAUGCCAUCAAGCUUCUUGGACUCUGA
Syngnathoides biaculeatus (alligator pipefish) is the source of this 627-nucleotide messenger RNA. It is a transcript of the gene aicda, whose product is annotated as activation-induced cytidine deaminase. Lineage: Eukaryota; Metazoa; Chordata; Actinopteri; Syngnathiformes; Syngnathidae. Gene Ontology annotation, biological process: cytidine to uridine editing. Bases 1 to 627 code for a protein of 208 amino acids. Gene Ontology annotation, cellular component: cytoplasm; nucleus. Gene Ontology annotation, molecular function: cytidine deaminase activity; RNA binding; zinc ion binding. The transcript is spliced from 5 exons. The record is from RefSeq and is a predicted model, not a curated record.